CUGUCAUAUGACCUGACACUGAACACUCCUCUAUACACACACCGACACGGAGGCUGUGCUAUGCCAGCACUCAUCUAUUCAUCUAUGGGAUGACGUGACCGGGAUCAGCAAAUAUGAAUCGGCUGGGUGACCAGCAUGGAAGAAGGAUCAAUGCUGGAGUACUGGCCAGAUGUUGCUCUUGGGAAGCAGUACAAAGGAAAUUACCAUUCCUGUGCUGGUUACCAAACUAUUCUCUGCAAUGUCUACAACUUGAUAUCAUUGCUGGAUUUACAGUUGGACUUACAGUGGUUCCCCAGGCUCUUGCUUAUGCAGAGGUAGCUGGCCUACCUGUGGAGUUUGGGCUUUACUCUUCCUUUGUUGGAUGUUUUAUUUAUUGUCUGCUUGGAACAGCCAAAGAUGUAACCUUGGGUCCCACAGCCAUAAUGUCUCUCCUUGUGGCAGUCUACACAGCUGGUGACAAAUCAUUGGCUAUUUUGUUGGCAUUCCUCUCAGGCUGCAUUCAACUGGUAAUGGGGCUGUUCAAUUUUGGUUUCCUUUUGGAUUUCAUAUCCCAUCCUGUCAUCAAAGCCUUUACUUCAGCAGCAGCAGUUACUAUUGGAUUUAGCCAGGUUAAGAACCUUCUAGGUUUGAAAGAUAUUCCACGCCAAUUCGUUUUACAAGUCUAUGAAACUUUCCACAAACUUCCAUCAACCAGACUUGGGGAUGCCAUCCUAGGUUUUCUGUGCAUUGGUUUUCUUUUGGUGCUUAAGUGGAUGAAGGAUAAUUUCCCAAGAACAUAUAGAGGAAUGCCAAGAUGUUAUCGAUGCAGCUACAUCAUUAUUUGGAUGACUACAACAGCUCGAAAUGCGAUUGUGGUGGUGGCUGCUGGAUUGGUGGCCUACUCAUUUGAAGUGAUGGGAUUAUCUCCUUUUGUCCUUACUGGAAAGACUGCGGAAGGCCUCCCUCGCUUCCAUCUCCCCCCCUUCUCAGAGACUGCAGGAAAUCGCACUGUUCCUUUCAGGGAGAUGGCGCAGAACAUUGGAGCUGGGAUUAUCAUCAUUCCACUGAUGGGAGUACUGGAGAGUGUUGCCAUUGCUAGAGCUUUUGCAUCUCAGAAUAACUACAGAAUAAAUACCAACCAAGAGCUUCUGGCCAUUGGCCUUACAAAUAUCCUGGGCUCCUUCUUGUCCUCAUACCCCGUAACAGGUAGCUUUGGCAGGACAGCACUGAACUCUCAGACUGGAGUGUGUACCCCAGCUGGUGGCAUUCUUACAGGAUUUCUGGUUUUGCUUUCUCUUGGAUACCUCACUCCUCUCUUCUACUACAUUCCCAAAGCAGCUCUUGCUGCAGUCAUUAUCUGUGCUGUGGCCCCUGUGUUUGAUCUGAGAAUCUGCAAGGACCUAUGGAAAGUGAAACGGAUUGAUCUACUUCCCUUUCUGGCCACAUUUCUUUUAUCCUUCUGGGAAAUCCAGUAUGGAAUUAUCAUUGGUAUUGUGAUCUCACUGAUCAUCGUUUGUAUUCCAGUUGCACGGCCACAGAUCAAGGUUAUAGACACUGGUGGCUUAAAUAUGAUGAUAAUGAGUGGCCUGAGUUUUCCAGCCAUGGAAUAUCUCCGGGAUACUAUUCAUAAAAGCGCUUUUGAAGUUUCCCCACCAAGAUCGGUAAACCUUGAUUUCUCACACGUGAACGUACUGGAUUUUACUAUUGUCACAGGACUUGGAGAACUAAUUCAUGAGUUCCAGUGUCAGGGAUUGUCACUUUCUUUCUCGGGAUUGCAGCCUGAAGUACUUCAAAUUUUAUUGGCAGCAGAUUUGAAUGGAUUUAAACAUCUCCAGAGCAUGGGAUCAGGGGGACAGUAUGAAGAAGGAAGCACAGAGCCAUUGCUCCACAAUGCAAUUAAAACAUACUCCUAAUUCCAAAGAACGUUAAAUACUUGGUGAGUAUUAAAGUUUAUACCUUGUAAAAAGUGGCAGAGAAACCAUAAACAUAUAGAAGAUGACUUUUGCCGUAUCAGAAGAUACCUUGCAAAUAAAUCUGUAUACCAUCUCCAGGAGGCCAGAUUUCAUAAAGUAAUCGUGUGGAGCAACAGGUUCUUCUAAAAAGGAAAAGCUUUUGAUUGUGACAUUUACAGGACACUUAAAAAAAUGAAUGAAGAAUAUAUAAUUAAUUAAUAAUUAAUGAAUCUGUGCUUGGAUAUUUUUUUUUCCAUACCAUCUUCCAAUGACCACCACAUUGGUCAAUGAAUGCAGAGCAUUUUUCUAAUUCUGGUGCACGUUUUUGAGUGGGCUCAGAGUUCAUACAGUGGAAGCCAUUCUGCUUUAUUACAAUACUGGCAACAUCAGGAUCAUGCUAAUAGCACUUAUUGAUUAAAAUAUUUCUAAAAACUUG
This is a messenger RNA of Rana temporaria (common frog), 2367 nucleotides long. It is a transcript of the gene SLC26A11, whose product is annotated as solute carrier family 26 member 11. The transcript is spliced from 18 exons. Gene Ontology annotation, cellular component: membrane. Gene Ontology annotation, molecular function: sulfate transmembrane transporter activity. The coding region runs from base 114 to 1892 and encodes 592 amino acids. The record is from RefSeq and is a predicted model, not a curated record. Gene Ontology annotation, biological process: transmembrane transport. Lineage: Eukaryota; Metazoa; Chordata; Amphibia; Anura; Ranidae.